Molecule: messenger RNA, 330 nt
Organism: Paramuricea clavata
Lineage: Eukaryota; Metazoa; Cnidaria; Anthozoa; Malacalcyonacea; Plexauridae
Source: the annotation of a GenBank genome assembly
AUGGAGAAACUUCAGUCGAAAGUCGGACAGCUUCCUGUUCUUCUUCUUGAAACGUUUCAAAACUGGGGAAUGACGCAAAAGAUGACAGUAAUUUCUGUCAAACCCAAGACGGUUGAAGAAGUUAAAAAAGUCGUUAAGGCGAUCAAAGGUUAUAACACAGAGAACAAUCAGCAGGUUUCCCUGCGCUGUGUGGGUAAAGGUCAUUCUUGGUCUCCUCUCUUCCCAGACGAUGGAAAUGUUUUGAUGUUUACCUCACAACUGAUCCCAAAGUCUGGAGAGCGCAUUACACUUAAUGAGGUUUGUUUCUGUGCAUUGAAUAUCAUGUUUUAA